AGAUGAGAUGGGUUAGCAUUAACAUUCCUCUGUAUUGCUUAAAGCUUCUCUUGUGAAAGAAAAAGCAAAACAGCCAGGCAGAGUCAUUCUCCAGACGUUUUGAGACAGACUGACUGACGACGGCUCCUCCUGGUUCUGAACUGUGUUCUUGUCCCAAAGGAGAAAUGUUUCUUUCACUGAUAGUUGCCGUGUAGCUGGGCAUUUUUCCCAACAUGAAGACCCUUGAACUCUUCAUUCUGAUAGAAAUUGUGGGCUCCUUUCCUGCUUUUUUAAGAGCUUCUCCAGUCCACUGCAGCUGGAAUCCAUUUGGUCCUUGGUCAGAAUGUGACGGCUGUACUAAGACUCAGAUUCGCAGAAGGACCAUAGCAGUUUAUGGGCAGUUUGGAGGACAUCCAUGUUUGGGGAAUUCAUUUGAAUCCCGCCCGUGUGUUCCUACAAGAGGGUGUCCAACCGAAGACGGAUGUGGUGAUCGUUUUAGAUGUUCAUCGGGUCAGUGCAUUAGCAAAUCCUUGGUGUGCAAUGGAGAUCAUGACUGUGAGGAAGAUGGUGCUGAUGAAGAUCAAUGUGAAGAGAUCAAGAUGGUGUGUGAAAACAUUAAACCACCCCUUAAGCCACCUCCUAAUGUAGAGCUUACAGGAGCAGGCUUUGAUGCUCUUACGGGUGAGAGCAGAGGUGGAGUCAUCCAUACAAAGAGUUUUGGUGGCCAAUGCAGAAAGGUGUUCAGCGGGGACCAGAGAGAAUAUUAUCGGCUGAGUGACAGUGUCCUUGCUUACACAUUCCAGGUGACCGUUCAGAAUGACUUCAGCACUGAGUUUUACAACAGUAGCUGGGCUUAUAUGAAACAUACAGAGAAUCGUGAAACUGGAAACAAUUACCACCGGUACACGACAGCUAAAUGUGAAGAAAGCAGUUCAAAGAGUAACCUACUUAUGGUUAUCGAAAACAAUGUAGAAGUUGCUCAGUUCAUCAAUAAACAGCCAGAAUUUCUAAAUCUUGCUGAGCCCUUCUGGAAAGAGCUUGCUAACCUUCCAGCCUUCUAUGAAUACAAUGCAUACCGAAGACUAAUUGAACGGUUUGGAACGCAUUUCCUGCACUCUGGAUCUUUGGGAGGAUAUUACAAAGUUCUUUUUCAUGUCGAUACAGAUAGUACGAAAGCAAAAGGUUUGAGCAUGACAGACAUGCACAAAUGCAGCACGUCAGGCUGGAAUUUUUGGUUCGUAAAGAAGAAGAAAACGGAAUGCCACAAACUGGAUGAACUCCUUGAGCACUCAUCAGGUGCCAGCAGCAAUCAGAUCAAAGCUGACCCAUUUGUACAGGGAGGGAGUCCAGCAGCUGUAGCUGGCCUAAGCUACUUCAACAUACACAAUCCUGUGACAAAUACUCAGCAAUAUGCCUUUUGGGCCAGAUCGGUGUCCCAUUUACCCAGUGUAAUAAAGCAAAAGCUCACACCACUAUAUGAGUUGGUGAAGGAAGUACCUUGCGCAUCAGUCAAAAGGCAUCACCUGAAGCAAGCCAUUGAAGAGUACAUGAGUGAAAAUGAUCCUUGCAGAUGCCAGCCAUGUCAAAAUGGUGGUGAACCAGCCAUUGUAGGAACUCAAUGUCUGUGUUUCUGCAAACCAUAUACUUUUGGAGCAGCUUGUGAACUGGGAACUCUUGUACAAGACCAGCCUGGAGUCUUUGAUGGAAGCUGGAGCUGCUGGUCCUCUUGGAGUUCUUGUACAGGAGGAAGGAAAUUGAGAAGUCGAAGCUGUAACAACCCCUAUCCCAGUGGUGGCGGAAGGUCCUGCAUUGGAGAAGCAGUAGAAAGCCGUCAGUGUGAGGAUGAGGAGUUGCAACAUUUUCGUUCAAUAGAACCACACUGUUUUGAUGUGUCUGCAUUUGGCACAGAAUCCUGCCCAUCACCUCCUCCCUUGGAAAAUGGAUACGUUCAAGAUGCUGAUUCAUCAUAUCCUGUGGGGAAAAGCAUCAUGUACACCUGUAAUAAUGGAUAUGCUCUUGUGGGGGACUCUGUUGCUACAUGCGGUGAAGGCUUCAAUUGGAUUGUUGGACAGAUGAGCUGCCAGAAAAUAGCUUGUGUCUUACCUGCAUUGGAAGGAGGACUGAGAGGAGACCCAGUGAAACCUUCAUAUCAAAUUGGAGAGAAAGUAAAACUGUCCUGCCCAGAUGGCAUGCAGCUGGAAGGAGCAGCUUACCUUUUGUGUGAACCUAGCCUGAAAUGGUCUCCUAAUGUCAAUGACAUCCAGUGCCAGAGGAGAGUUCCCAGCAUGGCUAAUACUGAACCUGUUGGACCUGAAUGCCAACCGUGGGAGAAAGUCCAACAGACAAAAUGUGUGUGUAAGAUGCCAUAUGAAUGUGGCUCUUCCCUGGACAUCUGUGCUACAGACCAAAGAACCAAGAAAAGCACGUGGCUGACUGUCUGUAAGCUACAUGCCCUUGAGUGCAUGGGGAGGCAGUAUGCGUUGGUCAGCAAGGAAAACUGCAGGACUCCUGCUGCAUCUCCUAAGCCUUGUGGCUCGUGCCAGCUGUGGGAGACAUGCCACGAUCCAACCAACCAGUGCACAUGCAAGGAAGCUGGACAAUGCGGUCACUCAGGAAUAAGCAUUUGUGUUGAGGUGGAAGGAAGUGUUGCCCAGCAGACCAUGACUGAAUGCGAGGCUGGCCUCCUCAAGUGCCAGGGCGAGAGCAUCAUUGUUGUCAGCAUAAGACCCUGUGAUGUACAAAAUCCCUAAUAUAUUUUCUUACUGUACUAGGAUAACCACGAUGCGUCAGUAGCAGGAUGGGUUUUACGGUGUGUUGCACACUGUAUUAGGUGCUUGCUGAAAACUUUCUUAUUUCAUCAAGCCUAUCCAGACAUACGAUUGCCAGUGGCAACUGGUGACUCCGAUGUCAGCGGGGCAGUGAAUCAGCUCUAGGUUUUACUCACAGCUUUCAAGGUGAAAGCACCUUGGACAAUUCCUUGGAAGUUUGGACUAAAACCCACAGUGGAUUCAGUGCCCCACUGACAUCAGCACCACCACUCUCCACUGUAAUUUAGCUAUGUAUACCCAUGCUUGUUGAUUAUAUCUGUAUAUUGAUGUGCUUCAUGUUGUUUUACGUACCCCUCUUAGAUAUUUUUUGGUUAAGCAGUUUAUGAAAUGGAAAUGGCCUGCCUUCAACUUGAUUCCAACUUAUGGCGGCCCUAUGAAUAGGGCUUUCAUGGUAAGCGGUAUUCAAAGGGGGUUUAUCAUUGCCUUCCUCUGAGGCUGAGAGGCAGUGAUUGGCCCAGGGUCACCCAGUGAGCUUCAUGGCUAUGUGGGGAUUCGAACCCUGGUGUCCCAGGUUGUAGUUCAACACUCUAACCACUAUGCCACACUGGCUCUCUAAGCAGUCUAUACAUUCUUCUAAAUAAAAUAAUAAUAAUAAUGGAUCAGGGGACUGGGGCUAUUGGGAUUAUUAAAACUAGCAAAAUGACCAUCACUAUGUAGGUCAUACAAGGACAGAAGACGUAUAUUACAGCGAUACCUGACUGCAGCACACACACACCCCAUGCACACAGCUACCUGCCAGAGAGAGGCAGGCCAUGCAGUGUCACAUACAGAGUAGACUUUUUGUAUUGCAAAUGUGUAUCCAAGUGUGGUGCUUUCUUUUUGUGUGUGGGCUGAAUGGCAACCAUUCAUUUGUAUGGGCGGAAUUAAAGGGGUGCAUUUGAGGACACUACAGAUGUGCUGUUAAAUUGCUCUCUGUGCCUGCUGAUCCCACCCAUUGAGAAUCAAACCUCCUCCUAUCUGCUGUGGGAUUUUUUGGAAGGAAGGGUGGGAUACAAAUUUAAUAAAUGAAUGAAUGAAAUAUA
This is a messenger RNA of Rhineura floridana, 3829 nucleotides long. RefSeq names its product complement C7 (gene C7). NCBI's taxonomy places the organism in Eukaryota, Metazoa, Chordata, Lepidosauria, Squamata, Rhineuridae. Gene Ontology annotation, biological process: immune response. The coding region runs from base 213 to 2729 and encodes 838 amino acids. Gene Ontology annotation, cellular component: membrane attack complex. Gene Ontology annotation, molecular function: protein binding. The record is from RefSeq and is a predicted model, not a curated record. The transcript is spliced from 18 exons.